Messenger RNA from Parnassius apollo (apollo), 243 nucleotides. The record is from the annotation of a GenBank genome assembly. NCBI's taxonomy places the organism in Eukaryota, Metazoa, Arthropoda, Insecta, Lepidoptera, Papilionidae.
AUGGAAGAACGAUUAACAUGGCGCUCUUUGCCCAUGAAUCUUCAAGUUCUCUUAGGUGGAAUCUUGCAAAAGAAGCGGCCAUUGCAAGAACCAAGUUCUGAUCCCACUGCUAAAAAAAGAUGUGCAAUGUGCCCAAGGGGUAAGGAUCGAAAAACCAAGGUCACCUGUGGCAUGUGCCAAAAACCUCUUUGCGGUGAACAUACUGAGGCCAUGUGCCAAGAAUGUGUUACCAAAAACCAUUAA